Dicentrarchus labrax (European seabass) is the source of this 4882-nucleotide messenger RNA. Its product is annotated as frizzled-7-A-like. The record is from RefSeq and is a predicted model, not a curated record. Gene Ontology annotation, cellular component: plasma membrane. The coding region runs from base 619 to 2322 and encodes 567 amino acids. Lineage: Eukaryota; Metazoa; Chordata; Actinopteri; Moronidae. The transcript has a single exon. Gene Ontology annotation, biological process: non-canonical Wnt signaling pathway; canonical Wnt signaling pathway. Gene Ontology annotation, molecular function: Wnt-protein binding; Wnt receptor activity.
UGUGAAUGGAGGGGGGCGCCUGGAAACCGGUGGAAUCUGCACGGAGUGAGGAGAGCGAGCCUCUGGACUUCCAACUGCUCAGCAUGUGAACCGUCGCUCCGUGUGAAGUCAAGUCGAGAGGGGGGAAAAAAAAAAAACCCCGAUAGAAAAAUACGACUUUUUAAGUUUUAAAUGUUUGUUUUUAAGCGCCGAAACCACAACGCGUGAGUGCUACGACGCCUGGAAUAAUUCUGGUUCGCUUUACUUCGAAGAAAAUGGGACUUUAAGUGUGAUUUUUUUUUUUUUUUUCCGUUUCCCACCCCCCUCCGGAUUGGGAGUGAGAGUGGACUGCUUGGAGUCACUUACAAAGACCAUCAAGAAGUCAUGACACGACGAACGUUCCAUUCGGAUUAAUCUUCACUAAAUACGAGUAAAAACACGACUGCGGCCAUUUCUGCUCGGUGUACUCGGACUGUACGAUACGUGUUGCCGCAUUUAAUGUAGGUUUCCGUCGCUUUUUCGACCGUUUUUUUCAAGUCGCCCUACUUGGAUCAAAGUUUUUUCCUUCCUUCCCUCCCUCCCCCCACCCCCCUCUCUCUCUCUCUCCUCCUGCUCCUCUCCACCACCUCCUCCUCAACUAUGGCGGCGGCCGGGUCCACCACUGGCUCCGUGCUCCCGCGGAUCAUGUGGCUGCUUUGCGGGCUGUCCUCACUCUCUUCGGCUCAGCACUACAGCAGCGACAGCGGGAUAUCCGUGCCAGAACACGGGUUCUGCCAGCCCAUUUCCAUCCCACUCUGCACCGACAUCGCCUACAACCAGACCAUCAUGCCGAACCUCCUGGGCCACACGAACCAGGAGGACGCGGGGCUGGAGGUGCACCAGUUCUACCCUCUGGUUAAGGUCCAAUGCUCCGCGGAUCUGAAGUUCUUCCUCUGCUCCAUGUAUGCGCCGGUAUGCACGGUGCUGGAGCAGGCCAUCCCCCCGUGUCGGUCCCUGUGUGAGCGGGCCCGGCAGGGUUGUGAAGCCCUGAUGAAUAAGUUCGGGUUCCAGUGGCCGGAGCGGCUCCGCUGCGAGGCUUUCCCCGUGCACGGAGCCGGUGAGAUCUGCGUGGGCCAGAACACAUCCGAACCCAGCAGCCCGUCCUCCUCGUCGUCCCCGUACGCACCCGAACCGGUGACCCUUCCCCCAAACAUGGGUCGACCCAACCAACGCCCUCCCCCGCACAACCAGCACCACCAGUUCUCCUGCCCCCUGCAGCUGGAGGUGCCCUCCUACCUGGGCUACCGGUUCAUGGGGGUCAAGGACUGCGGGGCCCCGUGCGAGCCCAAUAAACCCACCGGCAUCAUGUAUUUCCGGGAGGACGAGGUGAAGUUCGGCCGGCUGUGGGUCGGGAUCUGGUCCAUUCUGUGCUGUGUGAGCACUUUAUUCACAGUGCUCACGUACUUAGUGGACAUGAGGCGGUUCCGGUACCCCGAGAGACCCAUCAUCUUCCUGUCGGGCUGCUACUUCAUGGUGGCGGUGGCCUACGCCGCCGGGUUCUUCCUGGAGGACAAAGUUGUUUGCGUGGAUAAAUUCAAGGAUGACGGCUACAGGACGGUGGCCCAGGGGACGAAAAAGGAGGGCUGCACCAUCCUCUUCAUGGUCUUGUACUUUUUCGGUAUGGCCAGCUCCAUCUGGUGGGUGAUUUUGUCCCUGACUUGGUUCCUCUCUGCCGGGAUGAAGUGGGGCCAUGAGGCGAUCGAAGCCAACUCCCAGUACUUCCACCUGGCCGCAUGGGCUGUCCCGGCCAUCAAAACCAUCACCAUCCUCGCCAUGGGUCAGGUGGACGGCGACGUCCUGACCGGGGUGUGUUUCGUCGGGAUCUUCAACGUGGACUCGCUCCGCGGGUUCGUCCUGGCUCCGCUCUUCGUCUACCUGUUCAUCGGCACGUCCUUCCUCCUGGCCGGCUUCGUGUCCCUCUUUCGGAUCCGCACCAUCAUGAAGCACGACGGCACCAAGACGGAGAAGCUGGAGAAGCUGAUGGUUCGGAUCGGGGUGUUCAGCGUCCUCUACACGGUACCGGCCACCAUCGUGAUCGCCUGUUACUUCUACGAGCAGGCCUUCAGGGAGCACUGGGAGCGCACCUGGCACAUGCAGACCUGCAAGCGGUUCGCCGUGCCCUGCCCGGUCCACAACUUCGCCCCCAUGACCCCGGACUUCACCGUGUUCAUGAUCAAAUACCUGAUGACCAUGAUCGUCGGGAUCACGUCGGGUUUCUGGGUCUGGUCCGGGAAGACGCUUCAGUCGUGGCGGCGGUUCUACAAGCGCCUUAGCAACGGUAACCAUGGAGAGACAACGGUGUAACGGCGAGGAGGAUUUAAAAGACACAAAGCGGAGUUUCUGUUUGUUAUUGGGGGGGUCGGGGAUAUAAUAACCGUGUAACAAUGAGGUCAAAUAGCUUUCAUUUUAAUACUAUUUUGGACAUAUUUUUUUUGUUUUUGUUGUUUUCAGCUUGUGACAGCAAUUCAGGCUUUUGGACACACGACUUUAAUCUAUAUUUGAUAGAAGUUGGACGACUUUUUUUAUAUAUAUAUAUCUUUUUUUUCAUCAUCAUCAUCAUCAUCAUCAGAGAGCACACACACACACACUGGCAUUUACAUCUGGAUUAUGAACUGGUGUAAAUGGCCACACCGCUCCCUGGACUCUUAAUGCCAGACUGGUGAAGUUACUUUUAGUAUGAAACCUCCCUCCCCCCCCUUCUUCUUCUUCUUCUUCUUCAUCCCCUCUCCUUACAUAUUAUUCAUUAUAUCCUUUUGAUAUUACAAUUUGAAUGUACUUUCUGUCUGCUCUAACAGAAAAAGACUGAUGGGUGAAGCAGUGUGGCCUUCUGUCCAUGGGGGGCAGUGAAAAGGUCAAAGGUUUGAUCCCUUUACAGCAGCCACACCCUCUAUGAAUUCAUGAAUGACGGAUGCCUGGAUUAUACAUGUACAUUUGAAGUUACUCUGCUUUUUUAAAAAUUUUUUAGCUAAAGACUGAAAUCCUUUAAUACACGUGUGUCAGAUAUUGCAGAGUACAAUCUCGACCUGUUUUUAAUUGGAGUAAUAACUCGUCAACUCCACCAUUAUGUGCCAAGUGGCUGCCCAGAAAUCAAACUUUUUUUCCUUUCUCAUUUUUUUUUAAAUUUCUAACUUUAUUUUUUAAUCUUUUUUCCCCCCUUUUUUUCAGACUUGUUGAGUAUUUGUAUUGAAUGUUCACUCCGAAAGGUGAAUGAAGUUAUGUAUUGGUUUGCACAGCUUAUCCUAAAGGUUAAAAGUGUUACAAAAAAAAAAACAAAAAAACGACUGAUUCACCACAGGGUGACCCGGAUCAAACAGCCGGAGACCACACACACACACACACACACACACACACACACACCUCCACACUCUGUAAAGAAGACACAACAGCUCAUUGUUUAUCUCCGUGUGUGGUCUCUCAACUGUUGGAUCCCCCCCCAUCAAAAAGACUUUUUAAAAUUUUUUUUUUUUUACUUUAAAGCUUUUAAGACAUCCAAAGCACCAUUUCAAGGAUCCAGAUUUAAUCCGAGCUCAGUGGAAAUGGUUGCUCGGGAUCUUUUAUAACGUUAUUUCAUCCUGGAUACAGAUGACUGUACACACACACUCACACCUGUAACUGAAUCUGCCUUACUCCCAUGUAAUGUCACUUGAAGUGUUAAAUGCUUUUCACAAGCGGACUGAACAUUUUUAGAGUUUGUUUUUUUAAUUAAUCAUUAUUCUAGUGUCUUGGGUACUUUACCGCAGCCUUCGAAACACAGAGAAAACUUUAUUUUUGUCUCUGUUUGGAAACAAGACUUCUGUUUUGAUGUUUUAAAUCACAGAGACACCAGGACAGAGGUCAAAGGUCACGAUUAUGUGUGAAUAUUUUUCUAUUUGGAGAGGACUGUGGAGUGUCUUAUCUGGUACCGAAUCACUAGACAUAAUACGGCAGAUUAUUACGACACAAUUGAUUUUGUUUGUUGCUGAACUUCGUCUAGUGAGCAGCUCAUAAUUCUGUUUUUAAACCCUUUUUAAAUACAAUAGGAGGGUAACACGUCAACUUAAUGCCUCUAACACAAUCCAAACAUGGGGUACAAGUCGGGACACAGGCUGUUCAGUUAUUUAAUGAUAAAGUCUACAUUAAACUGAUUUAGUCCCAUUGGUUAAGCCACUGUUACGUAGACUGGCUAUUUGAACAUAACCUAUUUAUCCGACUAAAUAAUCAAAUAAUUAAUGAUCUUGUGGGCAAACCUGAGCAGAAAAACACGUUUUAAAUCUGCUUUUAGGUGUUUGUUUGUUUUUUUUUUGGUCUUGUCCUCUACAUACACCCUGCAGCGACGAGGGAAGACUCACAACAAUACGACGUGUAAUCUAUAAAGCUGUGUCCUGAAUUCCACACUCAACUUACUCUAGCAAAUACACACCGCGUACUAAUGUUUCCCACGUGAAUGUACGACAUACCUCAAACCCUAAGUUUUUAAAGGAUUGAGUGAGGAACCAAACAGGGCGGCGCUCCACUUCACAGGUCAUCUCUCUCGUCCGUCACGUCUUUGCCUAACAAGGAAAAAAGUGUUUGUGUGUUAAUAAUCGUCUUCAGGCGGCUGAGAUCUGCCCCGUGUCAGCGAUCAGCGGACUGAUGUGUUUGUCUUGUAUUAAGUUUUCAGAAGGAAUAUGAGUGUGUGGGGUUAUUUUUUUUUUUAUUGGAACAUAGCGGUAUGCAACCUACCAUGUAAACACAGACUUUAAAAAAAAAAAAAAAGGCAUAUUGUAUUUAUGGGGUUACUCAUUUUCUUGUCUUUUUUAAAGUUUUUUUUUUUUUUUACUUGUUUUUUAAUGAGAUACACCUGUUGUAUGUGUACAGUUUGAAUAAAAAGCGAUGAGGUUUGUAA